Molecule: messenger RNA, 1665 nt
Organism: Cotesia glomerata
Lineage: Eukaryota; Metazoa; Arthropoda; Insecta; Hymenoptera; Braconidae
Product: glutathione S-transferase-like
Exons: 7
Coding region: 231-1466 (411 amino acids)
Biological process (GO): glutathione metabolic process
Molecular function (GO): glutathione transferase activity
Source: RefSeq, a predicted model, not a curated record
ACCGAACGUACAUGUUGAACAGCGAGAGGGGAUACUUUUGUGCGCCUCUAUGGGUGUCUACUGUACUACUUGAGUCACUUGACGAUAGAUCGUUGAAAUAGUAUAGUUAAAACUAGCCGGCACUUUUUUUCAGCUUCAGUUUAUUCUGUCAUUGAUUGCCGUCGUAAUAUACAUUUGCUAAGCGACACUUGUUUUGCUAAUUAUUGGUAGUUAUUGAAUAUUUCUCAAUAAUGUCGAGCUACAAGUUGACUUACUUCCCACUAAAGGCAUUGGCCGAGCCCAUCCGCUUUAUUUUGAGCUACGGGGGUGUGGAGUUUGAAGAUGAUCGUUUCGACAGAAAUGAUUGGCCCAAAAUCAAGCCAACUAUGCCAUUUGGUCAAGUACCAGUGCUCGAAAUCGAUGGCAAAAAGGUGAAUCAAUCCACAGCGAUUUGUCGUUACUUAGCUAAGCAAUACGGUCUUGCUGGUAAAGAUGACUGGGAGAACCUUGAAAUAGAUGUUGCUGUUGAUAACAUCCAUGACCUUCGUGCAAAAAUUGGUGCUUAUCAUUACGAGUCACACCCAGAAGCAAAAGAAGCGAAACGUGAACCAUUGAUGAAGGAACAACUUCCAUUUGCCUUAGAUCGCUUGGACGAACAAGUCAAGAAAAACGGAGGAUACUUCGUUGGUGGUAAAUUAACAUGGGCUGACAUGGUAUUCGUCGCUUUGUUGGAUUACUUGAACUUUAUGACUAAAUUUGACAUUACUGAAAAGCAUGAGAAUUUGAAGGCUCUCAAAGAAAAAGUUCUUGUUCUGCCGAAGAUCAAGGCUUGGGUUGAAAAACGCCCUCAGACUGAGUGUUUUGCAGUAAAACCACAACCGAAGUUUAAGCUAACAUAUUUUCCAUCAAAAGCAUUGGCCGAGCCCAUUCGUUUUAUCUUUAGCUAUGCGGGUGUGGAGUUCGAAGACCACCGCUUUGAACGAGACAAUUGGCUGAACAUUAAACCCACCAUGCCGUAUGGCCAAGUACCGGUACUCGAGAUAGAUGGAAAAAAAAUAAAUCAAUCAGUAGCAAUUUGCCGUUAUUUAGCGAAACAAUAUGACCUUGCGGGUGAAGAUGAUUGGCAGAAUCUGAAAAUAGAUGCUACUGUUGAAACCAUACACGAUAUUCGUGCAAAGAUAGCUGCAUAUCACUAUGAACCUCAUCUUGAAGCUAAAGAAGCCAGAUAUGAGCCAUUAGUUACUGAAAUUCUUCCGUUCUACUUGUCACGAUUGGACGCUCAAGUAAAAAAUAAUGGCGGAUUUAUGAUAGACGGAAAAUUGACUUGGGCUGAUUUGGUAUUCGUAGCUUUGUUGGAUUAUUUAAACUUUAUGGCAAAGUUUAAUAUUACAGAAAAGUAUGAAAAUCUGACAGCUCUCAAGCAUAAGAUUCUCGAUAUUCCAAACAUUAAAUCCUGGAUUGGCAGACGUCCCCAAACUGAGCAAUGAAUUCUGUACAAUAUAAUUAUAUAAGUCGGAAGACCAUAUUUGCAUUUCCUUUUUACAUUCAUUAUACUUAAGAUAUUAAAAUUAAUAUUAAUAUACUGUAAUUUGCAAUUUGUAAGAGUACAAAUAAUUAUUACACUCACACACAAAUACACUUAUAAACCUCAUUAAUUAACUAUAAAUAAAGAUUUUAUAUCAAUAA